AUUAUAUACGUCUGUUGUUUGGAUACUACGUCAUUGUAUUGAGACUACUAAGCAAUAGCAAAACACAGACAUCAACAUGGCCGAUCACUGUUUUGUGAAUAUGGAUGAAACCAUGACGCAUUCGGAAGGCUAACGUCGCCAAUCCUAACGGAAUAUCUUUGGAAUUUUUACGCGAAAGUGGUGCAAGAGAGGAAUAUUUGCUUGAUCAUGGGGCAGAAAGUGAGUUCUAGUCCUAGGACGGUAUAUGGUGCCGGAGUUGGUGGGCCUGACUCGCCUGGUGGUUCAACAGCCAGUGGCGGGUAUCUCUCUAUCGGUAACUCCAACGGACAUCACAAUGGAGCCCGUCUUUAUACGAGCGCAUCCUCGUCUACAAAUGGACAAAGAAAUCGUGCUCGGUCUUUAGGCAGCACGAGUACUCAUUCAAAUGGACAAGCGAUGAAUAUACCAGGGGGGUCAGGGGCAAGUAGAGGCCCCGACUCGGACCCUAGUUCAUCAGAGAACAGUGCCCCUAGCUCGGGGUCGGGAGGGGGCAGCGGCAGUGGUAGUAGUACCAGUGGUGCAAGUGGAUCAGGGGGUGGGGGAGGAAGGAGUAGGGGAAGAAGUUUCCCUUUCCAUGCUCAGUCUCUACCUACACAUCUAUUUGCUCCGGCUUUAUUACAAGGUAUCAAAUGUCCAGUAUGUUCCAAGUUUGUUGGUGCCGAUAAUAUUGAACUUCAUCUGCUUGCCUGCCUCACUAAACCCAGGAUUGUAUAUAAUGAAGAUGUACUAACAUUAGACUCAGGGGAAUGUGUAAUAUGCCUAGAAGAUAUGCUACAAGGGGACACCAUAGCAAGACUGCCAUGCCUUUGUAUCUAUCACAAAAGUUGUAUCGACAGUUGGUUUGAGAGGAAUCGAUCAUGUCCGGAGCACCCGAAUGACUAGCAGCGGAGUGUGUGUGUGAAUCGCAAUUAAACCUAUACUCAUCAACUCGUCUCGAGUCCAAUUGAGGCCUUUCGGAAUCAACCUUCGUCAUCUUCCAACUCCCUUAGAAGUGAAUAAUGAGGGCGCUCUACAUCUAGUCUUUUUGAUACCAGGCUCUCUCUCCGAAGUAGCUCUUUAACCCAACUCAUAGUACAAGUUGCAGAUUGUGAAGUAUAUUUAUAGACGCUUUCUUGAAUCGGCAUAGCUGCACUGAAUGGAAUAGAUGAAAGUGUUGAUGCUUAUUUAAUUCAUGGCAGAAGAUGUGCGAAUUCAUUUCAUCUGAAGUUGGCCAUGCCUCAGUUUUGUUUCAAUAUGAAAUAGUUCAUAGUGCAAUGAGACCAUGUGGAUGUUAUCAUCAUCGUUUGAAAUCGACCAUCCUCUUGUUGCCAUGGAUAUGUGCUUGGAGGAGCAGUUAUGAUAAAGAAGAGCGUUGCUUUACACAGAAGAAAGCCAAACUGAUGAGAGAGAGAGAGAACCCUAAAUAACCUGUAUAUAAUUCUUAUAGUCAGAAUGAUGCACAAACUGGAAAUACAUCCAUCUCUACAAACUCUCUGAGAUAAAAGAUGGAACCCUUUUGUAUGUAGACACAGAUGCCAUGUAAAAGUGAAGCGGUUGCUACUGUGUGAAGUAUAUAUAUUUUUUCAAGCUGCGAUCGACCAAGAACACUGUGGUGUUGGAGUAUUAUGGAGUGGAUGUGAAAUCACUAUGGAAUGACAAUCUCAUCGUUACCAUGGAAACCGCCUCAUGUCUGUGGAUUUAAUCUGGAUAACCUGUCACUUUGGAAGCUAAUGCGUGCGUGCUGUCUGUGUUUCCUGCUGGUUAAAUGGAAUUAGGGCUUUAUCCAGGGUGUCUCCGAGAUGUUCCCUACGGAGAUAUAUUCCAAAGGAGACAAGCCAAAGGGAUACACCUCAACUGCUUCUGUGGAACUACCGUCUUCAGAACUGACACCGUAGCAUCUGUUAGCGUAAUGGAAUAAAUGUCAAUCUGCCGUAGGGCAAACCACUUGGUAAUGUGCAAGGAUUUCUUAUCACAUGUGUCCAAAUGUUUGUUGAAUUUGUUACCAUCAUGAUUUUCCAAUAUUUGUUCAUAGAGGACUAAGUACUGUCAAUUAUCAUAAUUCUCAAAGCAUCGUUAGAGCAUUUUAUUAUCAUACAGAAUUUUUUUUUCUGUGCAAAAAUGUAUGGACUCUCAAAAUGCCCUUGGAAAAUGGUAAAGGUACUCAUGAAACUGUAUUUUGAGGAAGACAAUUUCGCACAAGUGAUCUGAUAUGAACAAAGAGUUUUUAUGAUUAAUUAUUUUUUAUGAUGUGGGAGAAAUCACCAUGCAAUAUUGGCACUCAGUUUUCAGCCCCAAUGGCUUGUUUAAUUAAUACGACCAAUUAACCUGCGUAGCUUUGGAAAUCACUUUCAGUCUCCAUCCUUAAUUCAGUUUCAAUCCAGUAGUUCUGAACUUGUAACAACAAGUAGCAUGAAAUGUACGGUAAUAGCAUUUUUAGUUUCACAUUAUGAAGCCUUUUUGAAAGCAGCACUCAGACAGUUAUAUCUUUGUGUGUAUUUUUGGAGGUGAUUUUCAAACUUAUUUGUUUGAACAGAUCGACCUCAGAAACCAUCUUUAUGUUAAUACAAUGCUGUUAUCCCACCAUACAACAUGUGAAUGGGGUACUAUAGUGAAGCUUGAGUUGAUAUCUACAGACUGAAUCCGAUAUUGCUAGUCUAGUAAAGUACUUCCUGUUCAAUCAUGGUAUCUAUUCAAUGAAGCAUGCAUGUAAACUUGUGUUGUCAACAAGCCCUAACAGAAGACAACGUAUCACCUUUAUAAAAAAUAACAUUUCACUCUUUUUAUGGAUGUUAUUCCUCGUUGAAGAUGAUUUUAAUUUACAUUUUGGUAAUCCCCAGACCUAAUUUGUUUAAUUUUCCAUCUAUCUUUUGCUUUGGAUGUUUUCAAAGUUAUUCUUGAAAAAAUAAAAUUGGCAAUUAAAAAAAAUGAAGAUUUGAUAUAAAGCACAAAUUUUUUGGUUAGCUUCUACCUAGCAUUUUAAAUGUAGAUUAACUAUAAUACUGAGAGAAGCAGAUACAGAAAUAAGUGUUUAGAGCAGAUCAGAAUUGAUUGACCUAGAUCAAAAUAAGCUCUGACAUAAUUUUCUCUGUUUUGGAAAUUGUCAAGCGAAACAGGCUUUUUCACCCCCUCAGCUAUUUUGAUAGACUCUGACCUUAAUUCCAGCCUGAGUAGGAAGAUAGAGAUAAUUCUUGUUAGAAUUACAAGUGAGAAAUGGGUAGCAUAUGAUGAUUGGUAGGCGAGCGAUCGUCUAUGCGCUGAUGCAUGAAGGGGAAAAUAAUCACCUACCACUAACAGCACGCCCACUCACGCACGAGUUGCUAAGUAACCAGGCGAAAACAAUAAGUAUGCAAACGUUGUGUAUUAAUGUCGCGAGCACACAUCUGCCCGAUAGCACAUUAGCAUCUUCAUGAAUAUUUGAUGAGUUUGUGAGGACGAUAUAUAAGGAGUCUCCGUGGCUCCGUGCAAUCAACUCAUACCCGUACUAAAUUUAAUUUGCUCUUGAAAAUUUGAUGAGACAAAAUAUGGAGAAGACAUGAGGAUGGUAUAAGGAUGGAGGCGAAAGAGUAGGGAGAAUUUAGAAUCAAAAUACUUUCCAGUUUUGCAAAGCGGAAUGUGAUGCAUGAGGGUAUUUUUGUUUCAGACUUAAAACUGCAUUUUGCUUUUAGAGACAUGUAAGUCUCUUGGACGGAGCUCAUUUAGGCUUGAUAAAUAACAACCCCUUUCAAUAGUGAGGAUGGUUCCGGUGUUGACAAGUUAGUUCUCAAAAAGUUCACUCACGUGGGAAAUAAUUUGUUUUCUUCUAAUUUGUUAAUUUGCAGUUAAAGUCCGAUU
Molecule: messenger RNA, 3849 nt
Organism: Strongylocentrotus purpuratus (purple sea urchin)
Lineage: Eukaryota; Metazoa; Echinodermata; Echinoidea; Camarodonta; Strongylocentrotidae
Product: E3 ubiquitin-protein ligase znrf2
Exons: 5
Coding region: 208-921 (237 amino acids)
Source: RefSeq, a predicted model, not a curated record